UUGCUGACGCCAGGUCUUCUGGUCAUCUUCUUCGGCGCCCAGACCGGCAUGAACAUGUACAUGAAGGCCCGCGGCCGCCGAGAGUUCCUGAGCGCCGGGGCCCUGGUGCCCAGAAGGGCGAAGCAUCCCAUGGGAGAAACCCUGCGCCCGGGCCAGGCCAGACAGCGGGCACCGGUCGCAGCCGGGCCGGGGCAGGCACCGGGCAGCACCCCAGGGGGGCGGGCAGAGUUGGGCUCGCAGAGUGCGGGCCAGCACCCGGCCGUGCGGACAGCACCAGGGCAGGGUGAGGACGCUCCAUCAAUCCCAUUUGAACGGUGGCAGCUCACUCAGUAG
This is a messenger RNA of Prorocentrum cordatum, 333 nucleotides long. The record is from the annotation of a GenBank genome assembly. NCBI's taxonomy places the organism in Eukaryota, Dinophyceae, Prorocentrales, Prorocentraceae.